Messenger RNA from Platichthys flesus (European flounder), 4453 nucleotides. It is a transcript of the gene zc3h7a, whose product is annotated as zinc finger CCCH-type containing 7A. Gene Ontology annotation, biological process: miRNA processing. Gene Ontology annotation, molecular function: miRNA binding; protein binding; metal ion binding. Bases 984 to 3941 code for a protein of 985 amino acids. The transcript has 23 exons. Lineage: Eukaryota; Metazoa; Chordata; Actinopteri; Pleuronectiformes; Pleuronectidae. The record is from RefSeq and is a predicted model, not a curated record.
GUGGGCUACGAACAGCGAAGCGUUGCUAGCAUCUGAUGCCUGUUAACGAGAAGUGUCCCCCCAGGUGGUAACACACGUGUGCUAAAGCAUAUGCAUCCAUAAUCGGACAAAGGUUUACUUCCUUGUAAAACUCCCAUUUUAUAUAUUUAUUUCUACUGUCAGUCGUAUGUGAGUAAUCUUGGUUGUUUGGCUUCCGGGCACAGUAAAGUUCCCGAGAGUAAAAGUUUGUUUUGGGCUGUUGCAGUGCAAAUCAGACCAUGCCCACCCGCCCAUUAGCUGACAUGACGUUACCACAACUUUUCUGCCCCAUGAGUCGAUAAGCAAAUGUUGCUGUGACCCAGAUCCUCUUCUGAUCAGGGAACCCGUUGAAAUUAACUUUAAAGUAACGUGGUGGAAACCUCCAUAGCGAGCCAACACAAGCGGGGCUGACAGCUUUAAAUUGGCGGGUUUAUGUGUUGUGAUUUAAAUCCUUCACGUCAAGGGGCUGCUAAAAAAAACCAUGUGCUCUAAUAGAAGCCAUGUGGGCUGUUUGGAUGACCAACACUUAUUGUGUAUCCAGUGAAACACUUGAGUGGGUCAGACAGUAGAUUCUACUAACUCCCGAAUUGAAAGUGUCCGAUAAUGGCCAUCAUUCUGUUAAAAGCCCAGAUUGAACGGGUCCCCACGUUCAGGAGCUGUAACCGCCCCUCCCCUACAGAUCCAGAUAUUAAGCUUUUACUGUAAAUAUGGUCAAGAAUCAGUGGGCGCUUCAUUUGUUGACAUCGUUAGCUCCCUGGCUAAAGGAAAACAGAAUUUCCGGAUCCGCACUGUCGACGUUCUGGCUAAAUGCGGAAGCGACCAAAGUUGCAGUGAAGCAGGACGAGACUCACGUCGACAGGCUGCUAUAGUGACCGUCAACCAGUUAGACGACCUGCUGCUGAUUGUGAUUCAUUAAAAAGGACAGGGUGCUGACCGAGGAGCGGAUAUUUCAUCGCACAACCAUCAUGUCCGCAGCAUGUCAGGACAGGAAGAGCCGUUGGCAGGAGAUCCAGAAGGGCUUGCAGUUCAUCCAGUCAACGCUUCCAUUUCCCGGAAACCAAGAGCAGUAUGAGGUGUUCAUUAAGGACCUCGUGUGGAAUCUUUUUGGAGAAGGAAAUGACGUGUAUAACGAGGGGGAAUGGACCAAAUCCAUCGAGAUGUACACGGAAGCUUUGAACAUAGCAGAGUACGCUGACUCUGAGGAUAUCUCUGUUCCAACUGGUUUACUAGAGACGCUGUAUUCAAAUCGGGCUGCUGCAUACCUAAAUGUUGUUCCGGGACUGUACGACCAAGCACUAGAAGACUGUGAAAAGGCUCUCCACUUGAACGAGGGGAACUACAAAGCACUGUACAGAAAAGCAAAAUCUCUGAAGGAGAUGGGGAGGCAUCAGAUGGCCUACGAGACGGUUGCCAAAUGCUCUUUAGUUGUGCCCCAGGAUCCCAGUGUUACACAGCUGACUCAGGACCUUGCCAAAAUUUUGGGAUUGAAAAUCCGUAAAGCUUAUGUGAGGAGUAAGCCUGCCUUGAAUGUAAUGCGAGGAUCGAACUAUCAAGAUGCAUCAUGUGACAAGUUUUCCCAUGGCUCCUCUUCAGUUGACGAUAUAGAAGUUGAAGUGCCUCAGUUGACCCAGGACGGCAGCAUUUUGGCUCCGGUCCUGGCUCCCAUCCCCGCUCCAGUGGCAGCGCACCCGCCCCUGAAUGAUGCAGUGGUGGACGACUUUCCUCCCCAAAACAAUAUCUCAUCGGUGACCCCGUCUGAACCUCCGGGCUUCGAGAACUUUAUCCUGCCUGGGUCUUUGCCCACGUCAGCUCCUCUCCCUGUGCACGCAUUUGUAAACGGCUGCAGAACCGUGGACCCUUGCCCUCUACUUGAAACCAGUUCAGAUUUUGACACAGACAUUAUUGGGGAUGACCUAGAUGAUCUUCUGGACCAAGCCGACUCAGACAUGGUUAUACCCACAGUGAAGGGCCCUCUUCCUCUGCCCAUCAGUAUUGCCUCGGGCAGUUCCAUGUCGAGUCCAUUCCUAAUGCAAUCUCACAUCAACCCGUUUCUCCAGCAGUGCACUGUGACUCUGCCCCCGCUCUAUCACAAAUCAGGGACAAGUACAUAUUUUGAUAUGGACACUUUUGAGGCCCUGCCCCCAGCGCUGGACUCCCUAGAUACGCUCACCAUGACAGACUUCAAAACGGAUUAUGUUUCAAAUCCGUUCAUUCAACUGCUUGACAAUAAGGAAACCCCGAUGGGGAUGGCAGUGGGCAUGCCUGAGGUGAAGGGUCUUCCUGCUGCUGUGGAUUUAGCAAAGAGCCCGUUAGCUGAAACGCAUGAAUUCAAACAAGCCUGCUCGAUGUGCUAUGUCAGAACUGGGCCACGUGUGUUGGAUUACACAUUUCAUACCGAAGAGCAUAAAUGCAAAAAGGAUGCAUUACUUGGCAGAAUCAAGCAUUCGCCAGAUAAAUCGUGGAAGCUCAUUCGGCCCAGACCAACAAAAACCCAAUAUGUAGGGCCAUAUUACAUUUGCAAAGAGGUGGCAGUUGGAAAAGAGUGCCUGUACCCUGGCCACUGCACGUUUGCAUACUGCCAAGAAGAGAUUGAUGUUUGGACUCUGGAGCGAAAAGGGUUCAUCUCCAGAGAAUUGCUCUUCGAUCCUUAUGGACCCAACUCCAACAUCCGGUUGAGUGUACCCAAAAUCUUGCAGGAGCAUCGUGGGAUUUUCAUGUUUCUCUGCGGAGUCUGCUUUGACCACAAACCCAGAAUAAUCAGCAAAACCAACAAAGAUCACCCUUCUUAUUGCUCUCAUCCAGUGACGGAGCAUGUCUUCGAGGACCAUAAGUGCAUGGUCCACGUUUUGAAGGAGAACACGGUCCGAUAUUCUAAAAUCAGGCCGCUGAUUCUCAAUUGCCAGCUGGAUCUCUGUCGCCAUGAAGUCCGCUACGGCUGCGUGAGAGAGGACGAGUGCUUCUACGCCCACAGCCUCAUCGAGCUGAAGGUCUGGAUGAUGCAGCACGAGCUUGGUAUUACUCAUCAAAGUAUUGUCCAAGAAGCAAAGCAGUUUUGGAACGCCACAGCAUCGUUGCAGGGAGUCCAGCUGUCCAACACACAGAGGAGGUUCGGGCCUCCAAAUCUGAAGAUGAUUUUUGUCUGUGGCCAGUGCUGGAGAAAUGGCCAAAUGAGCGAAGCCGACAAAAACAAGAAGUAUUGCUCAGCCAAGGCAAGACACACGUGGGCGAAAGACAGACGGGUGGUGCUUGUAAGUUCCCAUGAGAGGAAAAAGUGGACAACAGUUCGAGCGCUUCCAACCAAAAAGCCGAUCCCGUCUCAGUUUGAGAUUUGCAUGCACGUGACUUCUGGAAAGAAGUGUCAGUACAUCGGGAACUGCACAUUCGCUCACAGUGUAGAAGAACGGGACCUUUGGACCUACAUGAAGGAAAACAAUAUUCCAGAUAUGGAUCAGCUUUAUGAGCAGUGGCUGCAGUCACAGAAGCCUGGCUGGGGGGACGAGACCUCGGGUAACUCUGUGAGGGAGAACGGCAAGCAGAUCCACAUGCCAACAGACUACGCAGAGGAAGUGGCUGGCAAUCACUGUUGGCUGUGUGGUAAAAACUGCAACAGCGAGAAGCAGUGGCAGCAGCACAUCACGUCAGAAAAACACAAAGACCGGGUUUUCAACUCGGAGGACGACCAGAACUGCUGGCAGUAUCGAUUUCCCACAGGCACUUUCAAAGUUUGUGAGAGGUUCCUCAAAGACACGUGCACAGAGGAUGACCACUGUAAGCUGGCCCACGGGGAGCAGGAGCUAAAAGAGUGGACGGAGCGCCGGGAAUUCCUUUUGAUGAAACUUGCCAAAGCCAAAAAAGACCAUCUUAUAGCACCCAAUGACAAUGACUUUGGAAAAUACAGUUUUCUGCUUAAAGACAUCAAAUAAAAAUGGCGACAAGAUCCAUGCUCACUGAAUGACAAAGCAGUAUUCCAACGGUCCCGAAUCAGGUGAUCCUUGAAAGCCUCUGAGAUGCACAGGAAGCAGCCUGAUCACAGCAUGGUUUUAAAGAGGGCGAUCGGGGACCGGCCCUAUGUUGGUGGCUUGUUUACUCUGAUCAGAAGUACGGGAGUGUUGACAGCAAAUUAUUAGUGUAAGACACUUUAAGCUUUGCUAUGCACCUUUACAGUAGAUCUGAAAUCGGUGAUGAACAUAGCCUGUGUAAACCCUGAUCAGAGACGUGUUCAGACACCUAACAGUUGACCUAAAAGAAUUGUUUAAAUUUUCACAAGAAGUUUGUUUGUUGAUGACCUCUCCUUUUUUUCCCCAAGUUUUAAGUAUGGGAUACUUAAAAUACCAUUCUUUUAUUUUUAUCCAUCAACAUAGGUCAUUUUCCAUUUAUCUAAUAGUGUUACCAGUGUAAUGGGCACCACACCAAAUAAAGCUUCUUUUAUAACCUG